GUAGAGGGCUUCCUGCUGCAGAGCUGGACUCUCAAUCCUCCCUGAGCGUUUUUGCCUCAGACAAGAAGAAGAGAAGAAGCAACAGAGGACAAAACUACUGGAAUUUUUAAAAAGAAGAAGGAAUCUCCUGAAUGGCACUGGUGAAUGGGACCUGCAGCAGAAACAUGGAGAGGUCAGACCGUGAUAUGAAGGGAAAGUCCAAGAGGAAGAGGAGGAGGAGGUGUAAAGGCAAAGGACAAAGCAACAUGUUAUCAACCUUUAUCAGUCCCAUAAGACACUGGGAUACCGGACCAUCUUCAGCCGAGGAUGCAGACAAUUCAAGUACAAGCAGUUUGGAGGUGAAAGAGAAUCAGGAUGAUAAAAGCCAGGUGGACUGUGACCUCUUACGAAAGUAUCAUCCAUCAACUUUUUACACAAGUUUCCCAAAACAUGGACCAAGACCUCUGAAGAGGAAGUGGUCGCUGGUGGAUGGAAAAGACCGCCUGCUGUACCAAAGCCAUUUGACUUGUAAAAGAGCAGCCUGGGCUGUCACUCAGAAGAAUGCACUGGUGCAGCUGAAUGAGUUGCGACCUGGUCUGCGGUAUGAGCUUAUGUCAAAGACUGGCCCACUGCAUGCUCCAGUGUUUUCUGUAGGUGUGGAGGUAAAUGGUUUCCACUUUGAGGGUAGAGGACCAACAAAAAAGCAGGCCAAAAUGAGGGCAGCAGAACUAGCUCUGCAGUCAUUCAUCCAGUUCCCAAAUGCCUCCCAGGCUCACGCCACCAUGGGGACCUUCACCAGCACUCCUGCAGAUUUCACAGCAGAUGAACUGGACAUCCCUGAUGCAUUUCUCAAAGAGUUUGAGCCAUCGCUGCUUAAAAACUGUGAUCUCCUGCACUGCAACACAGCAGAAAAGCAAGUUUUCUCCAGCAUUUACAAGUACAGGCGACUUGUCCGACUCACACUGGACUUUUUCUCAACCAAUCCAAAAAGAAGACCCCUUAGCACCUCAUUCUCAGAGCACCUCAGCCCAGUGGCCCUGCUUAACGAGCUGCGACCAGGACUCAGGUACAUGUGCCUGACAGAGAGACUUCAUGGCAGGCCAAUGAGGAGUUUUGUCAUGGUGGUUAGGGUGGAAGGAAGGGUCUUUGAAGGAUGUGGUCACAGUAAAAGGCUGGCCAAGGCUCAGGCAGCCGAAGCUGCCCUGCAAUCUAUAUACAAUAUCAAUCUGGGACCAGAGAGGAAGAUCUUGGGCUUCCAGGGCAGCAGGACCCAACAUCAGCUACCUCAGUUCUUCGCAGAGUCGAUUUUCCACCUGGUGAGAGAGAAAUACACAGAGCUGACAGACAGUUCUUUUUCUACCUCACAAGCCCGCCACAAGGUCCUGGCAGGGGUUGUAAUGACCAGAGGAUUUGACCUCAGAUCAGCGCAAGUUGUGUCUCUGGCCACAGGGACUAAGUGUCUGGACUCGGACAAUGUAAGUGACCGAGGCAGUACACUCAGCGACUGCCACGCUGAAGUUGUCAGCCGGAGGGCGCUGGUUCGAUUCCUGUAUGCUCAGCUGGAGCAGCUACUCUGUAAGCCAGAAAACUGUGAGGAACAAUCGAUCUUCAUACCAAAUAAAGGUGAUGGCGGAAGUGGCUUCCGGCUGAGUGACGGCGUCCUCUUCCACAUGUACAUCAGCUCUUCACCGUGUGGAGAUGCUCGACUCAACUGCCCCUACGAGACCACAGCUGCAUAUCCCAGCAGGAGGUUCCACUGUCAACUCAGGGUGAAGGUGGACGGAGGCGAGGGGACGCUGCCCAUCACGACGCGAACAGCCAAUCAGAAGUGGGAUGGUGUGGCACCGGGUAAACCUCCUGUCACUAUGUCCUGCACAGACAAGAUGGCAAAGUGGAGCGCACUGGGCGUCCAGGGGGCUCUCCUGUCUCACCUGGUUGAGCCGGUUUACCUGCACAGCCUGACGGUAGGGACGCUCAGCCACACGGGUCACCUGGGCCGGGCCAUGGCACGCCGCCUUGCACCAGUCAAGCACCUGCCCUUUCCAUAUCGACGACAGCAGCUGCUGCUCGGCUGUCUGAGCAGCAGCGAGGUUCGGCCGACAGGGAAGGCCCCAAAUGUCAGCGUGAACUGGAGCUUUGGGGACGGAAGCCUGGAGGAGAUCAGCACCUCCACAGGAUGGAGGAGGGACUCAGGGACACCGUCACGGCUCUGCAGGCGCUCCAUGUUCGCCCGCUGGCAGAGACUGCACCAGCAGUUGAAUGGUGAAGAAGCCACUGCAGGGACAUAUUCUGGUUCCAAGAUGGCUGCCGGGCGCUACCAAAGGGCGAUGCAGCAGUUUACCAGUGCUCUACAGGGUGGAGGGCUGGGAACUUGGCUCAGAAAACCUUCAGAACUAGGACACUUCAACAUCAGUGUGUGAAAAACUCUGCGUUAAAGAUUGAAGAUGGUCAGAGUGAAGUUCAUGUAUGUUUUUCUUUGUGAGUGGAUAAGGUACAAAGAAUGUGAUGCUAAUUUGAGAAGAAAGUUCAUUUCACCUUAAUUUAUAAUAUCCUACUAGAAAUGAUUAAUUAACUGAUUAGACAGAAUUUUUCAUUAUGCAAAUGAGCUCAAAGUAUUCAGAAAAGUAAAUGAAAUGUAGGAAAAAGUUGGAGUCAGCUUCUUCGUGUGUAGCGUUUGCUUAAGUUACAUCAAAACUGCUAAUUUCAGCCCUGGAAGCUAAUGCUAGCUUGUAUGGCUAGUUUAAAUCUUAACAACCACAUUGCUAAAACCUCAUAGUAAUACUGAAGAUAUUUCAUUUCAGUGUUAGAGGUGAAUUUAACUAAUCAGUAAUUUUUACCUUGCAAAACAACUGCACAGUUAGAGCUGGAUGUGUAGAAAUGGGUUGAGUACAAAUAGUAAUAUUAAUAAUUAUAAUAACACUUGUCUGAUAUCAGGAACUUCUACAGCUAUGUAAUCUCCUCCCUGGUGAAAAGAACUACAGAGAACAUCAAUAAACUGGUGGCAAAAAUCCAAUCAGCUUAUUAGAAGUGGAGUCACGCACUGAAUCUGGUUGUAUUUAUUGACAAACGCAUACAAAUUUGUGAAUAAAAAAAAAAAAUUAAGGCUUAAUUUCAGAUGAUCUGUUGUGACUACAAGGCUAGCCAUUGGGGUAUUCAUCUUGGAAUAACUCUGGAUGCUAACAAAUGAGAAUAAAAGGAGGUUUUUCAUCUCUUUUCUUAUUGCAAACAUGGCCUAAAUGCUGCAUAGUCCCACAGGAAAUAGACUGAAAGACACUCCUAAAUGAGAAUGGGGGUCACGGGUUGUGUUGUGAAUAGUAUCAAAUACCCAAAGACAGUUGGACCCAUUCAUCCCAUUUUAUCUUGUGUAAUUUUUGUAUUUAUAUACUUGUAAGACACCUUCAAUGACAUAAUGUGAAGCCCCGGAUCAGCCUUUUGUAGUGAGAAUAAAAUGUCCUCACUUUCCAGUAGUGUCCUCACUUUUACAGUCUAAAACCCAUAUUGGUCCUCUCUUACUUAAGUUACUUAAAUGUAACAGGCCACAGAUUACUAGUUAUCCUGUUAAAGUUUCAGUUACUUGAAUAAAGUAAUUAUUAUAUUUUGGUUACUUACAAUACGAAGCACCAGAAUUAAUGUUUUAUUUUACGUAUAAACCUUUUCCUGGAAAGGAUAUAUGUAGCCCCUUUGUAAUCACCAACAUUUUGAUUAGUAACUGUAAUUUAAUAUUAUAUAUCCAUAUUUGUUUUUCAGUAACUGUAACUGAUCACAAUUUCCUUUGUUUGUACUAGUUAUAAUUACAUAUAACUAGUUACUCCUAACACUGGUCCUCACAAACUACAAUACAGAAGUACACACAAAAAAACUUGUUUUUGUCACUUAGGAGGACAUUACAUCUGCUUCUAUCAAUGCCAGGGUGAUUUAUCCUAACCUUACCAUUACAUGCCGAAUGCCAACCCAUACUCUAACCUUAACCAAAUACCAAGUCUUAACCCUUAAAAUUUAAUGGUUUUUGUUGAGGGGACUGGCAUUUUGUUACCCAACAGGAAGUGAGUCCCCACAAUGUGACUGUGAGCAGAUUUAUCUCCCCCAUAAUGUGGUAAAUACAAAAUACCUGACGACUGCAAAGCAAAAUUUGUUUUAUUAGUAACAACAGCUUCUGGUUUAUUUUACUUCUAUACUACAUGUCACAUUUUAAUUUUAUUCUUACUUGUUUGUGUUUGUUUAGUUUUUGUUUCAGUAAUGUACAUUUGGUGUAACUGUAUGUCUCACCUGGUUAAUUAUGUUGACGUUUUCACAUGUCAUGCAUUUUGAACAGCGCUGUAGAGUUCCAGAGUGUGUAUGAGGCCCUGGAGUGAAGGCGGGCUGCCAUCUAGAGGGAGACUAGAUGUGGAAUCUAGGUUUUAUUGAAAAAAGAAAUGUUUAUAAUUUAAGUUUUGUUUAGUGUUUAUAUUUUUUGGUCCUUUCUCCUUUUAUCCCUUAAGAUGAUUUAUUUGAUUAAAAAUAUCCCAAAGGCUUUUAUUUUCAAGGAGAAAAAAAAAGUAUUCUUGUUAGUUUAUGUUUUGGUGUUCAGUUAUAGAAAAGUCAUCUGAGGUAACAACUGCGUAAAAAGAGUAAUUUUACUGAAAGACUGGUGUUGAAUACUAUGUAAACUUUUAUUAGGUAUGCAGAAUGGAUGUAGUCUAUAUUGGUCAUGACUAUUUUUAUCACUGGGAAUAAAUGAUCUUAUUUGUGUUACUUUCUGUUUGUAUCACAUCAGAGUCAAAGCUUAACUUCUGUUGAUUGGGUGUGUGAAAAUGGCCUCUUUCAGGAGUGCUUCACACUGUCCAAAAAAAGGAUCUUAAUACUCUGUCUGGUGUCCUUGACAUGCACAAAAUAAAAACACUUUAAGCACACAUGCCACACAAGCUUAUUCAUGGACUUAGCUUACUGAGACAUGAUAGCAACUCCAGUUUUACACAGUCAGUGGAGGUUAAUAGAUGUUU
Messenger RNA from Epinephelus lanceolatus (giant grouper), 4958 nucleotides. RefSeq names its product double-stranded RNA-specific editase B2-like. The record is from RefSeq and is a predicted model, not a curated record. Gene Ontology annotation, biological process: RNA processing; adenosine to inosine editing. Gene Ontology annotation, cellular component: nucleolus; cytoplasm. Gene Ontology annotation, molecular function: double-stranded RNA binding; tRNA-specific adenosine deaminase activity; double-stranded RNA adenosine deaminase activity. NCBI's taxonomy places the organism in Eukaryota, Metazoa, Chordata, Actinopteri, Perciformes, Serranidae.